GGUGCUGGGAGGAGGACGUGUGCACAAUCCUCCUUGCACCACGAGAGGCGCCGGUGUCUCUAGUGGUGGCGCCCGCUUCUACGGAGAUUGCAGCUUCUGUCUGAUUGUUUUUCCUUUCCUCCUCCAUCCCUUCCACAUCUCACAGCUUAGGGUAGAGACUCAUGUUUGGGGGAGCCUGACCAAUCUCACUCCCUUACAGCGGAACUUCCCACCUGAGGAUUGUGGAGACCAGCUAGGUUGAAAUGGAGAACCAAGAAUCAACAGAUUCUUCUCAGAACGCCAAACAGCACAUUAUUUCAGAGGAGUUGAUUUCGGAAGGAAAAUGGAUCAAAUUUGAAAAAACAACUUACAUGGAUCCUACUGGUAAAACUAGAACUUGGGAAACAGUGAAACUCACAACCAGGAAGGGAAAAUCUGCUGACGCCGUGUCAAUCAUCCCAGUGCUGCAAAGAACUCUUCAUUAUGAGUGUAUUGUUCUGGUGAAGCAGUUCCGACCCCCAAUGGGUGGCUACUGCCUGGAAUUUCCAGCAGGGCUCAUCGACGAUGGGGAAAGCCCAGAAGCAGCUGCUCUGCGGGAGCUAGAGGAAGAAACUGGCUACAAAGGCGAUGUUGCUGAAUGUUCUCCAGCUGUGUGCAUGAAUCCAGGCUUGUCAAACUGUACCACACAUGUUGUGACAGUGACCAUCAAUGGAGAUGAUGCUGCAAAUGUAAGGCCGAAGCCCAAUCCAGGGGAUGGAGAAUUUGUGGAAGUGAUUUCUUUACCAAAGAAUGACCUCCUGACUAGACUGGACGCUUUGGUAGCAGAAGAACAUCUUACAGUGGAUGCCAGGGUCUACGCCUAUGCUCUGGCACUGAAACACGCGAACUCGAAGCCAUUCGAAGUGCCCUUCCUCAAAUUUUAAGGCCAAGAAGGACACUGGCCAUGUUUUGUAAAUGAGACCAUAAGGCCUUCAUCAUUCAAUGUAUUCAAUUAAGUUUAAUGUAGAUCGGAAAUCAGCUUUUUCAUAAAAUAAAAGCAGCCCCGACUGCAUGUGGCAUGGAAUUAUAAUACAGAGAGGAUGUAACCUUCAUUUAAACUUGUCAAAUGCGUAUGAGAAAGAACAUAAAUGUAGGUAUGUAUGUUAAGAUUUCUUCAACUUCACCUAGUCUAGAAGGUGAGGGUAUUUCUCAGGAAUAGACUUGAGCUGCAAAUUAGGUUGGCUAUUUCCAUCCUCAACUCCUAAAAUAAAAAUUAUGUACUUAGGUCUGCAAAUAGCUACUUAUUAGAUUCAUAAUAAGAUUUUGAUUAGAUUUCAAAAGAAGAGGGUUAGGUUUCGUUUUGAGACAAGUUCUCAUUCUAGCUCUCACUGGCCUGAUACUUGCUUUGUAGACCAGUCUGCCUCUAACUCCUAGAGGUCCUCUGCCUGUCUCUGCCUCUCCAUUGCUAGGAUUGAAGGUAUGCACCACCACACCUGGCCAAAAUAAGUUUUAAAAGACUCUGAUAGGAAAUUAAUUGGUUUCUCCUAAUUCUAUUUGCCUUAUGGAAUUUGGGUACUUUAAAUGUAAAGUCAACAGAGAAUAACAUUUGCAGUAAAUAUUUAGCUACUUGUGGUACAUGCUUGUAAUCCACCUUCUUGGGAGGCUGAGGCAAGAUCAUAAAUGUGGCCAGCCUGGGCUGCAUAAUGAAACUUUAUCUCAAAAAUAACUUUUAAAAUGUAGUUGAUAUCCUUGUAAGGCCAUUUAGUUCCUAAAACAUGCCAAGACUAAUGCUUCCGUAGUGAACGUGGUUAACUCUUAAUAUAUUAAAGGCUAAAGCUAAGAGACUGAAAACUCAGGGCCCUUCCUGCAAGUGUGCAUAUACUUUAAUUUCCUAUCCUUACCUCAGAAAAUUGUCUACUAAAGCUAAAUCCAUAGGAAGAUUGGCAUUGACUCCACAUGUAUAUUGAUGUCAACGGGCAUGGGUAUAGGGAGAUACAUUAGCCAGCUAUCUGAAAGGUAAAACUAUACUGGGAAUGCAACAAUGGUUUCCAUCGAGUGCAUGGAAAACUCAUCAGCCAACAGUUCUGCCAGUGUCCUUGUUCUGAUGAGCUCAGCUAUUGUGUUGACUACUGUAGCUCAAGGAUUGCUGUCUUGCAGCUCAGCCUCUAGCAGCAUUCUCAGCAUGAUGCUUGUUGACCAGCUCAGUAUGUUUGCAGCUGGAUCCAGGGUCAAGGCAAACUCUCUGAACCUUACAAAGUGGUUUACCCAUGUACAGUCAGGAUCCAUGCUAAGUGUUAUCACCAACAGGUAUUUUUAUGUAAAAGUAUAAGCUCUUUCUACAAACCUUUAUAUUGGACUUGAGGAUGGAAAUAAUUCUGGAAUUUUAUAAACCAAAUCUGCUUUCCUAAUGAAUGUGAAAAUUAAGACCCACCUUUCUAUACAACAGUAGCCUUUCCUAUGAUUUUAACACUUUAAAAAAAAACAAACUUGUUUUCUAAUCAUAAGCAUGAUAUUUCUCCAAAGAUACUAGUUUUUCCCAUGAGUUCCCCAGGAUCUUUCUUUCCCCCAUGUUGCUUCCAUCCUCUGAAAUGAAGAAACAGGCUCCAUACAUUCAUCCUCUCCAUGGGGCAACUCUAGAGCCAGGUGCAAUGGGAGUGGUCUUUGGUAUUGGCCAGGACACAACAUUUGUCCCAUUCUCCCUGACCUUUGUGUCUCUUUCCAUUUGUCCCAUUCUCCCUGGCCUUUGCGUCUCCUUGUUCUAGGAGUGCAACUGGGCAAGAACACGUACCUCCUAGACUUGUCCUUAGUGUCAUUUGUAUCACCUGUGCACCUCAGAAGGGCCUGUUGGAGGUGAAGUCAGACUCAAGAGGGCUGGCCAUCUGGCAUCUUCACUGGAUUUUUGGCUACAUUUCUAAGGAAGCUUCCCUUUUGCAUUCCUCUGUAAACACACAAAAUGGGUCCUAAUGCCCCGGGGUGUUUCCAGUGCCUGACUUCACUCACCUCCAUAGUUAUCUGACUUCAUGAUCCAAGUUAAGUCAGUACUACCUCCCAUUCCUACUAAGGAAAUCAAUGAUUGAAAACUGUACUUCUGAAAAUAACUUAAAAAUUAAAUUUGAUAAUUUUUUUGAAAAAUAAAGUAUGCACUCUAAAAAUGCUAGAGUAUGUUUUAAAACACUUUGCCUGUCCCUUUCUAAAUAUGCAUGAGCACCCUUCAACUGCCACUGCCCUUCAGGAAUUUACAACUGAAUUAUGACUACAUCUAACUUCUUUAAGCAUAUCUGGAUGGUUUCCAUAGAAAUACAAUGAGCUUACAAAAUUAAUCUUAAGAGAACAUUUAAUACCGCAUCUCUUUAUUUUUCCAACACAACCGCAACAGUUUUAUUAAAUAAAACUUUAUUGUCUACUGUU
Molecule: messenger RNA, 3366 nt
Organism: Microtus oregoni (creeping vole)
Lineage: Eukaryota; Metazoa; Chordata; Mammalia; Rodentia; Cricetidae
Gene: Nudt5
Product: nudix hydrolase 5
Exons: 10
Coding region: 243-902 (219 amino acids)
Biological process (GO): nucleoside phosphate metabolic process; ribose phosphate metabolic process
Cellular component (GO): nucleus
Molecular function (GO): ADP-ribose diphosphatase activity
Source: RefSeq, a predicted model, not a curated record